GGCCAACAAAAACUAGACUGUUCUCUCUUAUUAAUAGUAGUAAUACUAAACAAGAAAGUGCUUUGUACUCUUCUGUGCUAAGUGAUAAACAUGUCUAUCUUCAUGAAAAGUAUCUUCUUGAUAAUUGCCUGUUGUUUUUUGAGAUCAGUUUCACCCAACUCCCAAACUUAUAAUGCAAUAUUUAGCUUUGGUGAUUCACUUGCCGACACCGGAAACUUCCUCAUUUUGGACUCCUCAGCUUUUCCGGUCAUCGGAAAACUCCCUUAUGGAGAAACUUUCUUCAAGCAUCCCACUGGCAGAUGCUCAAAUGGACGACUAAUAGUUGACUUUUUCGCGGAGGCAUAUGGAUUGCCAUUACUUCCACCCUAUUUGGCACUGAAAAAGGGCGUAAAAGCUGAACAUGGAGUGAAUUUUGCUAUUGCUGGGUCUACUGCAAUUGCUGCUAAGUAUUUCUAUAGUAAGAAUAUUACAAUUUUAUGGACAAACAUGUCUUUAACUGACCAGUUGGGAUGGUUCCAAGAAGUGAAGGCUAAAAUUUGUGCCACCCAAAAAGAUUGUAGAGAAUACUUGAAACAAUCACUCUUCAUAGUUGGAGAAAUUGGAGGCAAUGACUAUAACUACCCCUACUUUCUUGGUGGAAGCAUUAAACAACUUAAAGCUCUUGUACCAGCAGUAGUUGAAACCAUUAUUAAAGCAACAAGUGUAUUGAUAGAGGAAGGAGCCGUUGAACUGAUAGUGCCUGGGAAUUUGCCAAUUGGUUGCUCAGCAGUGUACUUGACCUUAUUUGGCACUCCAAACAAAGCUGCAUAUGAUAACAAUGGAUGUUUAAAAUCUUACAAUGCCUUCUCCAAAUAUCACAAUGCUAAGCUAAAACUAGCAAUUGAGAGUUUAAGAAAAGAAUAUCCUCAUGCAAAGAUCAUCUAUGCUGACUAUUAUGGAGCUGCUGAGAGAUUGUUUCAUGCUCCAAAGCAUUAUGGAUUUUCCAAUAUAUUUGUAGCAUGUUGUGGAGGUGGGGGUCCUUACAACUUCAACUAUUCAGCAAGAUGUGGUCAUAUUGGCUCUAAGGCAUGUUUGGACUCUUCAAGUUUUGUAAAUUGGGAUGGAAUGCACUUAACGGAGACAGCUUAUCAUCACAUAGCCAAGGGAUUGCUCAAUGGCCCAUUCACGUCACCAUCUCUCACAUUUCCUCCCAUCAAACAAAUUUAGACUCACUUAAUUCUCAUUGUCAUAAUAACAGGCAGAUUUUCCAUUCGAUCCCAUCGUACCGUCAUCGGUAAUCUGGGAUUUUUGACAAGACUUUGUCAAAGCAGUUCUCGACGAGCACAUUUCCUAUGGAUUCUGUCGAAAAUUCUAUGAGAAAUAAGUGUUUGUAGUAAUGAAUUAAACUCUUUGUUUGUUUGUUAAUUAUUUGGGAUUCUUUCGAUUAUGUUCCUUCGGCCAAACUUAUAAUUACCGAGAGAAACCCAAUAUACAUUGAUAUGUAUAUCAUAUGUAUCGUAAAUGCAUUGUAUAUGUAUAUUUAGGUAUAAAUAAACAAAAGCUAUACAUUUGCUGGCUA
Molecule: messenger RNA, 1558 nt
Organism: Lycium ferocissimum
Lineage: Eukaryota; Viridiplantae; Streptophyta; Magnoliopsida; Solanales; Solanaceae
Product: GDSL esterase/lipase At5g45910-like
Exons: 5
Coding region: 91-1206 (371 amino acids)
Molecular function (GO): hydrolase activity, acting on ester bonds
Source: RefSeq, a predicted model, not a curated record